This is a messenger RNA of Oncorhynchus mykiss (rainbow trout), 3388 nucleotides long. RefSeq names its product phosphatidylinositol 4-kinase type 2-alpha. The record is from RefSeq and is a predicted model, not a curated record. Gene Ontology annotation, cellular component: lysosomal membrane; endosome; plasma membrane. Gene Ontology annotation, biological process: phosphatidylinositol phosphate biosynthetic process; endosome organization; Golgi organization. Lineage: Eukaryota; Metazoa; Chordata; Actinopteri; Salmoniformes; Salmonidae. Gene Ontology annotation, molecular function: 1-phosphatidylinositol 4-kinase activity.
UAUGCAGAGGAUGACAGUCAUGUUUUGUUUGAAAGCUUGGAAUCAACAGCAUCGAAACAACACCUCGUCUGAUUCCCUGGCUCCUGUCUGUCCAUUUACCGGCCGCUGUAAUACCCGAAAUCCCACGCUGAAAUGGAAGAAACGAGCCCCCUCGUCUCUCCUCUCCAGGACUCCGUAGAUUACAACUGUUGCCAGAGCGAAGCCACCAGUCCAAUAACUCCGGGUUCUGUGGUGCGAGUGUCGGCUGGGAGCCCUGGACGCAGCCGGGAGAGACAGACGCUUUUGGUCAGGGACAGAGGGAACUCUCCGCGGGAUCCACACAGGAAUGAGUUUCCAGACGACCCAGAGUUUCGGGAGAUCGUGAGGAAAGCAGAACAAGCCAUAGAAGAAGAGAUCUUUCCAGAGAUCAUCUGCCAAGGAUCUAGUGGUAGUUACUUCGUGAAAGACUCUCAAGGGAACGUAAUCGGUGUGUUCAAGCCUAAGAACGAGGAGCCGUAUGGUCAGCUGAACCCAAAGUGGACCAAGUGGCUCCAGAAGCUGUGUUGUCCCUGUUGCUUCGGACGGGACUGUCUGGUCCUGAACCAGGGCCAUCUGUCUGAGGCCGGGGCCAGUCUGGUGGACCAGAAACUACAGCUCAAUAUCGUGCCCCAGACCAAGGUGGUGUACCUGGCCAGUGAUACGUUUAACUACAAUGCUAUAGACAGAGUCAAGUCUCGGGGAAAGAGGCUAGCUCUGGAGAAAGUUCCCAAAGUUGGACAGCGCUUCAACAGAAUAGGCCUCCCUCCUAAGGUGGGAUCAUUCCAGUUGUUUGUGGAGGGCUACAAAGACGCAGACUAUUGGCUAAAGCGGUUUGAGGCAGAGCCUCUUCCAGAGAACACCAAUCGGCAGCUGCAGCUUCAGUUCGAGAGACUGGUGGUCCUCGACUAUAUAAUCAGGAACACGGAUCGGGGGAAUGACAACUGGCUGUUAAAAUACGACUGUCCAAUGGACAUAGAAAGGAACCGGGAGACCGACUGGGUGGUGGUAAAAGAGCCUAUUAUCAGACUGGCAGCCAUAGACAAUGGUCUUGCCUUCCCAAUCAAACACCCUGACUCCUGGAGAGCCUAUCCAUUCUACUGGGCGUGGUUAUCUCAGGCUAGGGUUCCUUUCUCUGAGGAGAUUAGGGACUUGGUUCUGCCGAAACUGACCAACCCCACCUUCAUCAAAGACCUGGAGGAAGACCUCUACCAACUCUUUAAGAAGGAUACAGGCUUUGACAGAGGACAGUUCCACAAACAGAUAGCUGUGAUGAGAGGACAGAUUUUGAACCUGAGCCAGGCCCUGAAGGAGCGUAAGACCCCCCUACAACUGGUCCAGAUGCCCCCAGUCAUAGUGGAGACAGCCAGAGCACCACAGAGAGCCAACAGUGAGUCCUACACACAGAGCUUCCAGAGCAGGAAACCCUUCUUUACCUGGUGGUAGAGGAGGAGGCCAAGUCGAAGAGGAGGUAAGAGGGGGAGAGACUUGAGAUGGAGGAAGACUGUAUAGCACUGGAGCAGAAAGAGAGGAUGGUGAGAAGCGAGACAGAUGAAGAGGGAAGAGUAGGGAGGAAGAAUGGACCAGAUUGAGAGACUGGAGAGGAGGAAGAAGAACACUGUUCAAAAACCUCUGCCUUACUUCAGUUUCAUCAGCCAAUAAAGCUCUUCCCUGCUCAUAACCAAUAGGAAGUCAGAUAUGUUUCUACCUUCCCUGGAACCCAUCAGAGAGUUGUGCUGUAACUACAGACAUAAGAGAGAGAGAGUAGUGUCAAAAUUCAGAACGAAUAUAUCUUACAAAUUAUCUUUUUAAAUAAAUAUACAGGGGUAAAGAAUGGUAUGUUAAGACAGUUGAGUAGCCCUGCACUGGUAGUUGGCUGAAAGAGAUGAUUAUAAAGACCCAAAACUGUGAAAGACUCCCACUGUGGCAGAGGUUAGGUUCCCAUUGCCAAUUGAUGGUUGUAUUUAUUGUAACCAGUCACUGAAGGAGAAUGCUAAGUCUGUUUUUCUAUCAUUACAAAAUGUCAACAUAUGGUAGUCCAAUCAAAUUCAAGUGCACAUAAUAUAUUUUUACCUAAGGUUAAACAUUUCAGCCUCAACAGGUCACUUUCCUUACCAAGUUACAGCCUUCUAGCAUCUCUUAUGGCCUCUGAAGCAUGACAUUACCAUGAACAGUAUGGCCUGUAGCUAGCAAGCAGAGAAGUCAAGUGUCCUGAUAUUUGUAGCUAUAAUCUUUAGGGUUGCAACCAGGGUUAGGGUUGCAACAUUACAUUAACUUUCUCAAAGUUCCUUGGUUUUUCAGAAAUCCUGGUUGGAAAAUGUCCUGCUUUUACCCUUCUGAUUCCAGGAAUUUUCCAACCAGAAAACCUAGGAAUGUUGUGAAAGUUACCGUAAUUUUGCAACCCUAUGGUGGUAUGUAUGCUGUGGUCAGACAUUCAGCAUUUGGGCCUUAUUUGAAUGAGUGUCUUCCUUUGACCCAGAAGAGCCUGACCACAGGAGGUUGGUGGCACCUUAAUUGGGGAGGACGGGCUGGUGGUAAUGGCCGGAGCGGAAUGGUAUCAAAUACAUUAAAUAAAAUGUUUCCAUGUGUUUGAUGCCAUUCCAUUCACUCCAUUCCAGACAUUAUUAUGAGCUGUCCUCCCCUCGGCAACCUCCACUGAGCCUGACUGAAGUAGCCUGGUUAAACCAGAAUGAACGCAGCGCUCACCAUUGUUUCACUUCAUGAGUGCAGUGUUACAUAUGGGUUAACCAGGCUAUGACAGAAGGGCCACGUUACAGGUGGUACUAACUACUCAUACUGGGAUUGAAGUUUGUACUGCAGAUUGUACUAGGCCAUGUUCAUUAGGGCAAACCGUGGGAAAAUGUUUUGCAACAGAAAACAAAAAUAAGCAUGUCUUAUUGGACAAGGCCAGAUGGUACCUUCUGAUUUCACUCCUUUUUGGACACUUUUCGUCCAUUUCGUGCCUACUGAACAUAAACCAGGUAACAGUGCCUGUUGUGUUAUGGGCAUCUGCAUGUGAUGGCAGCCCUGUGGCGCCACCUGUGGGAUGACUGCAAUGUACUCUCAGAAACGCACAUUGCCUGUUUCCUCACAUCUUGUUUAUUUAAAUGUACAUUUCCUGCUGUAGUAACCAAACUGUCCUACUGAUGUAUUGUAUUGACAAAUCACAGGAGGUUGGUGGCACCUUAAUUGGGGAGGGGCUUGUGGGAGUGGAUGGAGUGGAAUGGUAUCAAAUACAUGGUUUCCAUGCGUUUGCCACUUCAUUUACUCCGUUCCAGCCAUCAUGAGCUGUCCUCCCGUUCGCAGCCUCCACUAAUACGAUUUGUACUGUAUGUAAAGAAUGAAAUGCAUAAAGAAUUGUACUAUUCCAUUA